AUGGGUUUGUAUACUAAGCUCGCUAGCGACAUCAGCGAAGUCGACGUUAUUAUUGCCGGAGGUGGAACGGCAGCAUGCGUUAUUGCCGGCCGUUUAGCGGAGGCCGAUCCCAAUCUGUCUAUCCUUCUAAUUGAGGGAGGCCAAGACAACCGUGGAGUCCAGAACAUUGAGAACCCUGUGUUCUACCUUGACCAUCUACUACCCACAUCCACCACCACUUUGUUCUACAAGGGCAACAAGUCAGAACAUCUCAAUGGACGCGAGUCCAUCGUUCCCUGUGGUGGAACACUGGGUGGUGGCUCGUCGAUCAACUUCAUGAUGUACACUCGUGCUCAACGAUCAGACUUUGACUCUUGGAAGACGCCCGGAUGGACCGCGGAUGAGAUUUUCCCUUACAUGAAGAAGCUUGAGACAUACCACGGACCUGGUAACCCUGAACAUCACGGAUACGAGGGCCCCGUCCAUGUCUCAGACGGCACUUACCGCGCCAAGGUUCCCGAAAGUGAUUUCAUCAACGGCUGCGCAGAAGUCGGUUGGCCUGAGAUCAAGGAUCUUCAAACCCUUGAUGCCAACAACGGUGUUGAAAGGUGGCUGAAAUAUGUCUCCAAGGAGGGUCGCCGACAGGACACCGCUCAUGCUUAUCUUCACGACAAGAUUGGUGAUACCAAAUAUCCCAACCUCCACAUCCUGGUUGAGUCCAAGGUUGUGCGCGUUAUUAUUGAUGAUGAGAAGCGCGCUGUGGGUGUCGAAUACACUCCCAACCCUGUCUUCCAAGCACAAAUAGGCCCAACUCAACACCCCAAGUUGACCGUCAAGGCUCGCAAGCAAGUUAUCGUCUCAUGUGGUGCCCUCGGUACACCUCCCGUUCUUGAGCGAUCUGGUAUCGGUAGCCCUGAGAUUCUCAAGAAGGCUGGUGUCGAAGUCAAACUUGAGCUGCCCGGUGUUGGCCACGAGUACCAGGACCACCAGCUUAUUCUUUACCCUUUCAAGACCAAUCUUGAACCACAUGAGACUAUCGACCGCGUCCUUCGUAACCCUCACAAGCGUCAGGAAUUGAUCGACUCUAAGGACCCUGUUCUUGGUUGGAACUCAAUUGAUAUCUCCUCCAAGUUCCGACCUACGGAAGAAGAUGUCACUGCUCUGGGACCCGAAUUCCGCAAGAAGUGGGACAAGGAUUUUAAGGAUGCUCCUAACCGACCUCUGAUGCUUAUGGGCAUGGUUUCUUGCUUCCUUGGAGAUCCUUCCACCGUUCCUGAGGAGCAAUAUGUCACUAUCGGUAACUACACCGCCUAUCCUUACUCUCGAGGCCACAUCCACAUUACCGGCCCCGAGCAAGAUGACCCUCUGGACUUCGAUGUCGGUUUCCUUAGCGAUGAGCACGACAUCGACUUGAAGAAGCAAGUCUGGGCCUACAAGAAGAUGCGUGAGAUUAUGCGCCGAACCAAGAUGUACCGUGGCGAAAUCGCGCCUGGCCACCCACAAUGGCCCGAGGGCUCCAAGGCUGCCUCAGUCGACCUCACCGAGUCCCUGACCGACGUCAAGGACAUCGAGUACUCCGCCGAGGAUGACAAGGCCAUUGAGCAGUGGGUCCGAAACAACGUCGCCACAACAUGGCACUCCAUUGCCACAUGCAGGAUGGCUCCUCGUGAGGAAAACGGUGUUGUUGAUGAGCGCCUUAACGUCUAUGGUACUAAGGCUCUUAAGUUGGCUGACUUGAGUAUCGCACCUGAGAACGUCGGUGCCAACACAAACAAUACGGCCAUCACUGUCGGUGAGAAGGCGGCCGAUAUUAUCAUUAAGGAUCUGGGUCUUGGACAAGCGGCUUCGCGACUGUAA
Messenger RNA from Fusarium coffeatum, 1836 nucleotides. RefSeq lists its product as uncharacterized. The transcript is spliced from 4 exons. Gene Ontology annotation, molecular function: flavin adenine dinucleotide binding; oxidoreductase activity, acting on CH-OH group of donors. The record is from RefSeq and is a predicted model, not a curated record. Lineage: Eukaryota; Fungi; Ascomycota; Sordariomycetes; Hypocreales; Nectriaceae. Bases 1 to 1836 code for a protein of 611 amino acids.